AUGGCCCUAGUAUCGGGCCCUGGGAGAGCUGGGGUUAGCCCCACAGGCUCGGACCUACACACCUCUAAGCAUGUCACUUACAUUAAGAAUCUCGAUACUAGGAAAGAUGAACUAGAAUAUUGGCUUACAGAACACCUUCGACUAAAUGGUGUAUACUGGGGUCUUACAGCCCUGCAUAUUCUAGGUCGUCCAGAUACGCUACCUCGAGAUCAGACCAUCGACUUCGUCCUUUCGUGUCAAAAUAACAAUGGAGGAUUUGGUGCUGCCCCAGGUCAUGAUGCCCAUAUGUUGUACACCGUCUCUGCAGUUCAGAUCCUCAUAACCAUUGACGCUGUCGAUGAACUCGAGAAGCGGGGCCGAGGUGGGAAACAGAAAGUUGGGUCUUUCAUUGCAAACCUACAAAAUCCAGACGGAUCCUUCAUGGGAGACCAGUGGGGCGAAACAGAUACACGGUUCUUAUAUGGUGCCCUCAAUGCAUUGUCGCUAUUGCGUCUAAUGGACCUAGUCGAUGUUCAAAAGGCCGUUUCUCACAUUCAAAGUUGCGAGAACUUGGAUGGAGCUUAUGGUAUUCGCCCCGGUGCCGAGUCCCACGCUGGCCAGGUCUUUACUUGCAUUGGCGCAUUGGCCAUCGCUGGUCGCUUGGACCUGGUGAAUAAAGACCGCCUUGGAGCUUGGCUCAGCGAGCGCCAGAUCGAAAGCGGUGGCUUUAAUGGUCGACCGGAGAAGCUUGCAGAUGCGUGCUAUAGCUGGUGGGUUGGAUCAAGCCUUGCCAUGAUCGACCGUCUACAUUGGAUCGAUGGCAAGAAGCUUGCUGCGUUUGUUUUACAAUGCCAGGACCCUGAUGCCGGUGGCUUUGCUGAUCGACCAGGAAAUAUGGUGGAUGUGUACCAUACACACUUCAGUCUUGCAGGCCUGAGCCUAUUGAAGUUCAAUGGCCUUGAAGAGAUAGAUCCUGUUUAUUGUAUGCCUAAGUCAAUCACUACCAAAUGCCUUGCGGGGGCUUCCAUCAUGCAGGACCCGGUCCUCCAGUGCAGCAUCUGCCCUGGGCAGCCCGAUUUCAGUGAUGUUUCCCAUCUGUUGACCCAUGCCGCCUCCAAGGCUCAUCUAGCCAACCACUUCAAGCUCAAGCUUCGCGCAGAUGAUGAGAACGCAGUCGAGCUUCUCAGAGAAUACGACGAAUGGUUUGACGCCAAUGGCUUCGCGAAGCAGCUGGCUGCUCGUAUGGCCAACAAAGAAACCCGGAAGAAAAGAAAGUCGGACGAAGCAUCGAUUUCCGAUGCUGGUAAACGCACAAGGACCCAAGCACCCAAUGUCGAGCCUGAGAGCUCCACCACUCCUGCAGCCACAACCACCUCGGGCCUUGAUUGCCUCGAUCCUCGCCUGGCUGAUUCCCAGGACGACCAGCAACAUGCGGAUGCAAUCCUCGCACCAACUACACCAAGCCCCUUGCCUAUGACGAACAACAAUGCUACAUCUCGAACAGGUCCGACUCUUCGCUUUUUGCGAUCCUCGAAUCCCGCAAAGUUAAACGUGUUGCAUCCCAUGCAUGCUUCUGGACUCGGCGAUGAAACCCGAUCAUUGGCUUUGCCUGUCACGCCGAUGCAGCGCCGACACAGACCGCAACCCUUGGAAAGAACCUGGGCUUCCAGCAGGGAUACUCCUGAUCCUUUUAUUGACUCUGGUGAUCAGACUCAGGUAUCUGGUGAUGCCGAAAUCGACAAGACUCGGGCUGAAGAAAUGGCAAGACUUAAGGGAGUUCAGUGGCCAGGCAUGGAUAUUUUUGAUUCCGCGACGGUGCAGAUGCGUCGUCGACGCAACCAGAAGAAGGAUAGUGCUGUAUUGAAGACGAUGGAGCUUACUUCUUCGCUCGUGGAGCCAAACGAAAUGGUCUUCUCCCCAGGAGGAACUCUAUUGAAGGAGCGUGAGAUCACGGGCAAUGUGGAGGAUUACAGCCCGUUGAAAGGGGAGACUCCAAUUCCCAGACGAAGCGUCACUCGUACCAAGAUCGCCCGCUUGACCAAAGCGGACCCCAACGUGCCCCGUGCUGCGGACAGAAAACGACAGAAGAUAGACCGCAAGAACGUUGAAGAAGGACCAGUCAGAAAAGAGCAACAUUCUCCCCGCCGCUCGCGCCGCGCGGCAGCCCGCACUCAGUCUUAUGUUGGUGACGAUGAAGAAUUUGGUUUUACUGUCAACACCUUUGGCAAACGGGCGAGGGGUGGAUUUAAUGUUUUCGUUGAUGCGGAACAGGAAGGAGAGGAUAUCAAACCAUCUUACCAGGAACCGGGAUUCAAAACGCAGUUUGACACAUUGACCCCCACUCGGCUUGUUUUGAACGAAAAGACGAACACCGGUAUUCAUGCCCCGAGAAUUGGGCACACAUCCGUUUACAAGGAAAAUAUUGAGCCUAUUCUGAACCCCCAAGGCCGAAUUGGCCCCCAUGAUUGGCACUCUCUAUUCGCCAAGCGCACCGACACUGAUGAAUUUGGAUUUGGCCCUCCAUACUUUUCUGAUAUUGGCGAUUCAUACGACAACUUUGACAAGGCUGGGUAUCGAUUCAACCCUCUCCAAGCCCCUUCCAACCACCCUUUCUACGACCCCCAGUACGAAGAGCAUGAUGCAAACCACAAUGGCUGGCUUUCAAUGGAGCAGACAGCCCCAUCCGAAGAAACUCUCUCGGAGGAGGACCAAAUGCUUCAGUCGUACUAUUUGUGUGCCGAUGCAAACUAA
This is a messenger RNA of Penicillium griseofulvum, 2730 nucleotides long. Its product is annotated as geranylgeranyl transferase type-2 subunit beta. Gene Ontology annotation, molecular function: Rab geranylgeranyltransferase activity. The transcript is spliced from 6 exons. Gene Ontology annotation, cellular component: Rab-protein geranylgeranyltransferase complex. Gene Ontology annotation, biological process: protein geranylgeranylation. Lineage: Eukaryota; Fungi; Ascomycota; Eurotiomycetes; Eurotiales; Aspergillaceae. The record is from RefSeq and is a predicted model, not a curated record. The coding region runs from base 1 to 2730 and encodes 909 amino acids.